Trichechus manatus latirostris (Florida manatee) is the source of this 468-nucleotide messenger RNA. It is a transcript of the gene IQCF3, whose product is annotated as IQ motif containing F3. The coding region runs from base 1 to 468 and encodes 155 amino acids. The record is from RefSeq and is a predicted model, not a curated record. The transcript has 3 exons. Gene Ontology annotation, molecular function: calmodulin binding. Lineage: Eukaryota; Metazoa; Chordata; Mammalia; Sirenia; Trichechidae.
AUGGGCAGUAAAUGUUGUAAGUGUAGGUCUGGUCCAGAUAAAGACGCCCUAGAGAGAGAGAAGAGACGGAAGUUGCUUCUUGCAAUACGCCAGAGAAAAAGGGUAGAGGCAGCCAGGAAGAUCCAGGCCUGGUGGCGCGGCACCCUGGUGCGUCGGACCCUGCUGGUGGCUGCCCUCAGGGCCUGGAUGAUUCAGUGCUGGUGGAGGACGCUCAGGCUGAAGCAGAUGCAUAAACAACUGCACAACCUGCUGAAGGCCUAUGUAAUCCAGGAGCAGGCAGCCGUCAAGCUGCAGUCCUGGGUCCGCAUGUGUAGGUGCCAACAAUGCUACUGCCAAAUGAGCAAGGCUGUCUGCGUGAUUCAGGAACCAAAGAGCUGCCUCACCUUCCAGACCAAUGACCUUUUACAGGUAGACAAGGAAGCCUCUUCCAACCAGCUGGAGUUCCACAUCGAAAUCUUAUCAGUCUGA